AUGUCUCUCUCCAAAGAGUAUACGCCAGGGGAUCUUGCAUUGCACAAGACAAAAACUGAUCUAUGGAUCGCCGUGCACGGGAAAGUUUACGAUGUUACCAGCUACGUCCGUGAUCAUCCUGGUGGAGCGGAUGUCCUUCGUGAUGUCGCCGGAACAGAUGCCACUGCCGCGUACGAGGAAGUUGGGCACUCUGAAGAUGCCGACGAGAUCUUGAAGACUUUUUUCAUCGGCACCCUUCAGGGUGGGAACAAAUUCACCAAGCCCAAGCCUGUUCGGGUCAUCCAGCAAUCAUCACCGCAGGUCAAAGAGAAGCCAUCAAGCACCACUGGUAGCAAGGUUGCAAUGACUUUCUGCUCGGUUGGUGGCUUCACCUUGUUGGCUUUCCUCCAUCACCGUGGCUAUCUUUGCCUCGGAAAGCUCGGUGCUUGGCUUUCUAAGAACUAUCCCAGCUGGAUAUACAGAAUUCCGAUCUCCAACCUGAGCUUUGGACGAGGCGAAUUCUCCAAUGGUUUCCUUACUGCCGCAAGUGUUGGUACAACUAUUGCUGCUGUCGUCGGAUCUAGAUUGAUGAAACUUAUUCAAAUCGAAUCUGGAUUUACCCGCUAUCCGUCACACUUCAAGAGCAAGCAACUUGCGAAAGUCGAUCCGCACCUAGUCCAAGGGUUCCUCGAGCCCAAGGAGUUCAAAGAGCUUCCGCUCAUUUCGAAAACACAGCUUGCACCAAGUGUAUACAGAUUCACCUUCGCACUUCCUCGUUCUACGGAUGUCAUUGGUCUUCCGAUCGGUCAGCAUGUGGCUAUCAAAGCCACCAUCAAUGGCCAGUCUGUUUCUCGAUCCUAUACGCCAACAUCGAACAACCUGGAUCUUGGUGUACUGGAAUUGGUGAUCAAGUGUUACCCAGAUGGUUUGCUUACAGGCUCAUAUCUUGCCAGCCUUCAGGUUGGGGACAAGGUCCUUUUCCGAGGCCCCAAGGGUGCCAUGAAAUACCGAAAGAACCUCUGCCAACACAUUGGCAUGAUCGCUGGUGGAACCGGCAUUACUCCAAUGUACCAACUCAUUCGUGCCAUUUGCGAAGACCAAACUGAUACCACGGAGAUCAGUCUGAUUUACGCCAACCGCACGGAGGAGGACAUUUUGUUGCGUGAGGAGCUGGAGAGAUUUGCUCGCCGAUACCCCAAAAACCUGAAGAUAUGGUACAUGCUAGACCAGCCUCCGCAAAAGUGGAAAUAUGGAAAGGGCUACGUGACACCACAGGUUAUGGCAGACAAAUUACCGGCGCCUUCUGCUGAUACAAAGAUCAUGCUAUGUGGACCACCUGGAAUGAUCAAUGCUUCGAAAAAGGCAUUGAGUUCUCUCGGAUUUCAAGCCCCGGGCUCUAUCUCCAAGAUGACCGAUCAGAUCUUUUGCUUUUAG
This is a messenger RNA of Penicillium brasilianum, 1413 nucleotides long. NCBI's taxonomy places the organism in Eukaryota, Fungi, Ascomycota, Eurotiomycetes, Eurotiales, Aspergillaceae. The record is from the annotation of a GenBank genome assembly.